CUAGCGUCCCACCUGCUGAAGCUCUUGGGGCAGAAGCAGACUGCGUCACAGGUGGAGCCCCCCGCUCACAGAACAUGAUGUUUCGCGACCAGGUGGGCGUGCUAGCCAGCUGGUUCAAGGGGUGGAAUGAGUGCGAGCAGACGGUGGCUCUGCUGUCCCUGCUGAAGAGGGUGAGCCGAACGCAGGCGCGCUUCCUGCAGCUCUGCCUGGAACACUCCUUAGCUGAGUGCACUGAACUGCACGUCCUGGAGAGUGAGGCCAACAACCCAGCGGUGAUCAGCCAAUGGCAAGGUGAACCAAAGGAACGUGUCAUAUCUCUCGUCCUCACUCAUCUCCCUCUGCUCAAACCUGGUAAUGUAGAAGCCAAGGGGGAGUACAUGCGCCUGCUGCCACGCAUCCUAGCCCACACCAUUGAGCAUGGCCAUCACCUGGAGGAGUCUCGCCAGCUUCUGUCCUACGCUCUCAUUCAUCCCGCUACUUCCUUUGAGGACCGUGCUGCCCUGGCGCUGUGGCUCAACCACUUGGAGGAGAGGGCUGCUGCCCAUGGGAGAUUCACUGGAAAGACCGCCUCCUGCUGGGCCACAUCACGCCCACCACCAAUCCACACCUCCUUCCACGCUCACCUCUUCAAGUUCUUCUUCCUCUACUAUCAACUCAUCAUCUGGAAACCUCUACCCUUUGCAUCUUCACCAACGCUAUGGCUCAGAGGAUCAUUAAAAUGCAUGGAGAAACAAGUGCGUCUUGAGCCUACUCUUGAAUGCAUCAACAGAAGCAAGUGUGCAAAUAGAGAGUGGGAGAUCAUUCCAGAGCCUUGGCACGAUGGCCUGGAAAGAGCGAUCUCCUCUGGUCUUGAAACGGCGGUGAUCAGCCAAUGGCAAGGUGAACCAAAGGAACGUGUCAUAUCUCUCGUCCUCACUCAUCUCCCUCUGCUCAAACCUGGUAAUGUAGAAGCCAAGGGGGAGUACAUGCGCCUGCUGCCACGCAUCCUAGCCCACACCAUUGAGCAUGGCCAUCACCUGGAGGAGUCUCGCCAGCUUCUGUCCUACGCUCUCAUUCAUCCCGCUACUUCCUUUGAGGACCGUGCUGCCCUGGCGCUGUGGCUCAACCACUUGGAGGAGAGGGCUGCUGCCCAGGGAGAUUCACUGGAAAGACCGCCUCCUGCUGGGCCACAUCACGCCCACCACCAAUCCACACCUCCUUCCACGCUCACCUCUUCAAGUUCUUCUUCCUCUACUAUCAACUCAUCAUCUGGAAACCUCUACCCUUUGCAUCUUCACCAACGCUAUGGCUCAGAGGAUCGCCUUAAUGGGUGGCAGAGUUCCCGGGAUGCAGGACUAAGCGGCGGAUGGCAGCAGCAGGGCUGUGAGAAUGGGCACCUACUUCUCUACCCAUCAUCCUCUGUACCAGCAACAAUCAACACAGUUGGAACUGGUGGAGGCAGUAAUACUAUCCUAACGGGUGGAAGUGGCAGCCAGCAGCACAGUCCCCUGAAGCGCUCUGUGUCUCUCACGCCUCCCAUGAGUGGCCCCAGCAGCCAGCCUCUGGGCCAUGUGUGGCUGUCCCAGGAGGACUUGAGAAGUACUAGAGGCCCAGCCCCAGACCACGCCCCACUUUCUCCUCAGAGCAGCAUUGCAUCCUCGGGCAGCGGAGGCAGCGAGCAUCUGGAGGAGGCUGGUUUAGGAGGCUCUGCUCUGCAUCGCAGUUCUUUCCAUGAGGAGGGCAGUGGCAUGAGGGAUGUUCCUGCAUGGCUGAAGAGCCUCCGUCUCCAUAAAUAUGCUGCACUGUUCUCCACCAUGACCUACGAUGAGAUGAUGUCGCUGACAGAAGAACAGCUGGAGGCACAGAAAGUCCACCAAAGGAGCAAGACACAAGAUUGUCAUCAGCAUCCAGAAGCUCAAAGAGAGGCAGAAUCUUCUGCGCAGCUUGGAAAAGGACGUGUUGGAGGGCAGUAACCUGCGUGCCCCACUGCAGGAACUUCACCAGAUGAUCAUGACUCCUAUCAAGGCUUUAGUGGUAGCGAGGAGUCCUCCCUACAGCGUUCCCUGAUGAACUCUGAGGGAAAAAGUGCUUCGUCUUGCUCCCACUUGGUCGGAGGUGGAGGGGAGGCUGAGUCAGGCACAAGUUUGGUAGCAGAGGGGGACCUACCCAGUCAGUUCACACGUGUCAUGGGAAAAGUUUGUACCCAGCUACUGGUGUCCAGGUCAGAUGAAGACAACAUCAGCUCUUACCUACAGCUUAUUGACAAGUGCCUUAUCCAUGAGUCUUUUACUGAAACACAGAAAAAGAGGCUGUUGUCAUGGAAACAACAGGUUCAGAGGCUGUUCCGGUCCAUUCCAAGGAAAACUCUCCUUGACAUAGCAGGAUACAGACAACAGAGGAGCCGUGGCUUUGGCCAGUCCAACUCCCUCCCCACCACUGGUUGCGUGGGGGGCAGCGUGUCAGCCAGGAGGAGCCUUCGCCAGUUCCAGAUGCCCUCCAGGAGUCUGCCUGGUGCGAGGCUAGGCCUGCUGGGCAGUGGGGGGCUGCUGGGUCCCACACCUCGUAGCUCUAGCAGCACACCCACUGGCCCCAACCAGGGACGACAGGGUUUGUGGUUUGCUAACCCCGGAGGUAGCAACAGCAUGCCCAGUCGGACCCACAGCUCCGUGCAGCGGACCCGCUCCUUACCAGUUCACACCACGCCACAAACGAUGGUCAUGUUCCAACAAGCAGAUCUUCAGUUACCUGUGACCGAGCCGGACAUCAACAAUCGUCUGGAGUCUCUGUGCCUGAGUAUGACGGAGCAUGCCUUGGGAGAUGGCGCUGACCGCACAUCAACAAUAUGAAAAGAAGACCUUAUGGAGAGCAGCUGGAAAGUGAACGCUCACCUGGAGGUCACCAGCUCUCCUGACCCCUCACCCUGUCGCCAGUGGUAGACCUUAACCAAAGGACUGGGCGGGAUCCACGUAACACAAGAGAGCCAGUCAGCAAAGGGCUAACACAAGCUAUCACGCUGACACAUCCAUCAGGUUGGAAAAACACACGUCCUGCUACCUGUUCACGUGUUUAAAAGUGGCCUGGAUUAGUGUGUGAACAGCACCCCAUGGAGGUCAGAGGAAGUACUGCAGACCAGCCAGCUGCAGCAGAAAGGAGAAGCCGGAGGCCCAGCAAGCCUGGGCUUCUGUCCCCAGUGUCCGACCCUCUGGUUGCUGCACAUCGACAUCGUUCAAAUCCAUAACAGUACCUCAGAGCCAAAAAAUGACAUGAACUACCAGGACAAGAAGUUUUUGGGAUUUAUUUUUCAGUGAGAAAGGCGUGUCUAAGCGAAGAUGCCCGUGGAGCAUCAAGAGGCCUCGUGCUCACCACCGGGUGUCAAAAACCAGUUAUUUGUGUGUAUCUAAUGUUUACAUAAUGAUUCUACUUUCAAAGGGUACAGAAACGUGGAGGGUUUCAGGUAUGAACGAUAUCGUUUUCUCCCAGCUUUACAUCACGCCAGAUAACAGCCACAGUGAGUAUUCUUCAUUUUACUGGCCAACAGAGACGGGGUAAGAGCGACGGACGGAGGUAGAGAAGAUGAGUAGAGAUGGCGGGGGUGGAGGGGGGAAGAACCCCAAAAUGGAUAAAGACACAGAAAGUACAAGGGAAAGAUGUUUGAUAAGUAAUAGUGAAAAGGAAGCGGAUGUUUAAAGGAGAAUGGAAUCAGAGGCGGGGACCUUUGAUCAGCUCAAGAUGAAGAGGAGGAAGGCGACGUCACGUCUGAACAUAUUGUCAGUUUAUUCAUCAGGCUGUGAUUUUGGCACGUCACUUUUUUUUAGCUAGUUUGUACUGUAUGAAUUCAGUGUCUUGGAAAAAAAAUUGAGGUUUUUUUUUUUUUUCUCCACGUGAAGGCGGGAUAAAUGAAUCUGAGGUGUCUGUCUUCUGUCUGCAUGUUGAGAUCAUAGCUGUAGUUAUAUAUACUUUUAAUAAGCAUGGAGAUAUGCUCUAAUACAUGUUGCAGCUGGUGUCCUCCACCGGCUGUGAACUGCGUGGACGUGCACGGAAUAGAUCAGAUCGCUGAUGCAGGGUUCAUCCAGAGAGUGUUGCUGCAAAUCAAUGAAGGUUUACUUUCACAGUU
Molecule: messenger RNA, 4093 nt
Organism: Thalassophryne amazonica
Lineage: Eukaryota; Metazoa; Chordata; Actinopteri; Batrachoidiformes; Batrachoididae
Gene: samd4a
Product: sterile alpha motif domain containing 4A
Exons: 14
Biological process (GO): nuclear-transcribed mRNA poly(A) tail shortening; negative regulation of translation
Cellular component (GO): P-body
Molecular function (GO): translation repressor activity; mRNA binding
Source: RefSeq, a predicted model, not a curated record